Boleophthalmus pectinirostris (great blue-spotted mudskipper) is the source of this 7992-nucleotide messenger RNA. It is a transcript of the gene psd2, whose product is annotated as pleckstrin and Sec7 domain containing 2. Bases 287 to 2887 code for a protein of 866 amino acids. Gene Ontology annotation, molecular function: guanyl-nucleotide exchange factor activity; protein binding; phospholipid binding. The record is from RefSeq and is a predicted model, not a curated record. Gene Ontology annotation, biological process: regulation of ARF protein signal transduction. Lineage: Eukaryota; Metazoa; Chordata; Actinopteri; Gobiiformes; Gobiidae. The transcript has 15 exons.
UGGGAGGGAAGACUCUGUGCGGGGCGAUCGUCUCGUCUGUGACUCUGGCGCUGAAUUCACGCUUCGAGGGGAUACGGGAGAGCCACGGGACCCGCUCCGAGGACAGGAACGGGAAAUUAAAAGCGAGUUUGUCAAGGAUUUUCCACCGGGAGACUGCGAGAGGAGCGCCGCUGGAAAAGUCACAUUGCAUUGCGCGACGUGGGGUAUCUGCGUCCGUCUGAACCCCUGGUCCUGAAGGUCUCCUCUGAUUGGACAAACACCCCCCCUCCCCUCCCUGAAGACCACCAUGACCCAGGAGGGGCAGGCUCUGCCCUCUCCCACCCCGCCCGAGAGCCCCUCAGAGUGGGACACAACCACCACGGGGCUCCCUAACACAGACAGAGAACCAGGAGAGAAGGAUGGAGUAGAGGAGAGAGAGGAGGUGAAAGAGGAGACGAGAGAGGGAAGUGCAGACGGAGGAGAGACAGAGGACGGGACGAGAGAGAGAAGAGCAGAUGUAAAUUCAACGGGACAGCAGCAGAAAGAGGAGGAGGAAGAGGAGCGGGCAGAAGAAGCAGAGGGAGAGAGAGAGGAAGCUGAGGAAGAGCGAGAGGAGAUGGCCCCGACUACAGAGGAAGACAUGAUGCAACAGAAUGACAGACUGGCCAAUGGCAUCGGAGAGGAUGAAGAUGAUGCAGAGGAGGACGGGGUGGCAGAGGAGCAGAGGGGAAACCUGGACACUUUCAGCUCCAACUUUGAGUCCACGGUGGAGCAGGCUGACACCGAAGUACAGGACGAAGAGGAGGAAGAAGAGGAGGAGGGGGGGGUCCCUGAGGAGCGCGACGGCCCCGAAAACCAGGACACCUUCAGCUCUGCGUUUGAACAGAUCGUAGAGCAGGUGGAGACUCAAGCAGAAGAUGAGGAGGAGGGAGAGGAGGAGGAAGAGCAAAUUAAAGUGGACAUUCUGAAGGACGGUUUUAGCUCUACGUUCGAGAGGAUCAUGGAGUCCGCUCUUCUCCGAGGCGGGACGUGCUACAGCAGCUUAGACUCUCUCGACGUCCUGUCUCUCACCGAUGAAACGGACAGCUGCAUGAGUUUCGACGCGCCCCUGACUCCGCUCAUCCAGCAGAGGGCGCUAAUGCAGUGUCCCGAGCCGCUGGAGCUGGAGCUGGCCACUGUGCAGGAGCAGGAGGGGGGCGCGGAGGGGGACGAGGGGAGAGAGGGGGAGGAGGAGGGGGCAGUGAGGGGGUCACCGCUAAGGACCACCAUCCCGGGGAGCAGGUCAGAGUUCGUCCUGAGCCAACCGGGGAGAUGGGCCAUUCCCAACGGAUACCACACGGAUGAGGCCGGAGCGAUGCUGGGAGCAAUGCACAACUCUGUCAGUGAUGCUGACCUGUCCGAUGUUGUGUCCGACCCCGAGGACUGUGACGUGGGCAGUGUGGAGCGUCUGGAGUGCGUCGAGCGCGGCAGCACAGACACACUGGCCAAUGGUUGCCGCGUCGACACAGAAGCGGCGAAGCGCCUCGCCAAACGCCUGUACCACCUGGAGGGAUUCAAGCGCUGUGACGUGGCACGACAUCUGGGCAAGAAUAAUGACUUCAGCCAGCUGGUGGCGUCAGAGUACCUGAGCUUCUUUGACUUCACAGGUCUCUCUCUGGACCGGGCCCUGAGGAACUUCCUGAAGGCAUUUCCUCUGAUGGGGGAGACUCAGGAGAGAGAGAGGGUCCUGGUUCAUUUCUCUAAACGGUUCUGCCAGUGUAACCCACAGACGCCCUCCUCACAAGAUGGCGCUCACACUUUGACCUGUGCUCUAAUGCUGCUCAACACGGACCUCCACGGACACAACAUUGGUAAAAAGAUGUCGUGUCAACAGUUCAUCAGUAAUCUGGAGGGACUCAACAACGGCAAAGACUUCCCCAAAGAGUUAUUAAAGGUCUUAUAUAAUUCGAUAAAGAAUGAGAAACUGGAGUGGGCAGUUGAGGAGGAGGAGCUGAGGAAGAGUCUGUCUGAGCUGGUGGAGGAGCAGUGUGAGGGGAGCAGUAAACGUGUAGCGAGGGUCUCAGAUGGAUGUAACCCUUUCAUCGCCAUCCCAGUCCUCGUGAACGCCGUCACCUACAAACAUGGAGUCCUGACCAGGAAGAGCCACGCCGACAUGGACGGCAAGCGCACUCCCAGAGGUCGUCGAGGGUGGAAGAAGUUCUAUGCUGUUCUAAAAGGGAUGAUCCUGUAUUUACAAAAGGACGAGUACAAACCGGACGCGGACAUUUCGGAGGUGGACCUGAAGAACGCCGUGAGGGUCCAUCACGCUUUGGCCACGAGAGCCACAGACUACAGCAAGAAACCCAACGUCCUGAAGCUCAAGACUUCAGACUGGAGAGUGUAUCUGCUCCAGGCCCCGAGCGAGGAGGAGAUGAUGUCGUGGAUUUUCAGGAUAAACCUGGUGGCGGCACUGUUCUCUGCUCCGGCGUUUCCUGCUGCCAUCGGAUCCAUGAAGAAGUUCUGUCGACCGAUCCUGCCAUCGUCCUCCACACGACUCAGCCAGGAGGAGCAGCUGAGGAGUCACGAAGGGAAACUGAAGCAGAUGAGUUUGGAGCUGGAGGAACAUAGGAAGAACCCCGUGACCUUUGAGCCCAAGAGCAGAGACUGGGAGGAGCAUCGCAUCAAGGAGCACUACCUCACCUACGAGAAAACGCGCUACGAGACCUACAUAAGCCUACUCCAGGCCAAGAUCCGCGCGGAGACAGACGAUUUGGAGAAGAUCGAGGCCAGCGUCAUGGGCACUUUUCUACUGGAGGGACGGGAGUGCCAACUCCGGAAAACCCAGUCUUCUCCGUCCAUAAGUCAGGCUCACGGGGGUCUCAAUGGAAAAACCACCAACUACCCAUUCGUAUCAUCACAGAGGAGCUGAGACUCCAAAAAUAUAAACAAAAACUCCCUCCUUUUUAAGCUGAGAAAACUGAUAACUUGAAACUUUUUAGCUCUUAUCCUACAUAUUAGUAGUACUUUACAGCUCCUCACUACUGCCCCCUAAAGGUAGACUUUUUAGUACGAAGAAAAUGGGGUAACUUUGCUUAGACGGAGCAAUAGACACCUCAUUUAAGCGAUUUUUUUAUUGCACAUUUUGAAAUGAUCCGAAUCGAGAUCAUUUUUGUAUCAGUAUUACUUUAACUCAAUGCAGUUUAGUGUUUUCAAAGAUUAUAAUUUAUUAAGGACACUACGAUGAUUAAUGAGAAAGAGAAGAAGAGGUUUGAGAGGAGAUAGUGAUGGUACUACUGUAGCAUUUUUAGCUUUUUCUUCCUGUUCAGAGAGACAGACUGGUCAUGUGACGAGAUGGACCUACGCGAUUGGUGGAAGGAGCAGAGACUUUCAGGAAGAAGACGAAGGAGAAGCCGCCAUGUUGGUUUUAUUUAUUUAUUUAACUACAGUGAAAUCUCUUGUUACGUUCGCGUUCAGUAUUGCAAUGCCGAGGAACUGCAGGUGGAGUGCCUUGCCCAAGAGCACCUCAGCACCAGACGUUGAGGGUUUCGACAAGAGGAAAACGGACGUUAACGAUUUGAAACGGUUGGAAGUUUUCCUGUAAAACUGAUGUCUGAACUCUGACAUGUUCCGUAAUGUUUCUUUAGUUUUAGAAAAGAAAAGUUUGAAUGACGGAAAGCACUGUGUAUGUGUCCUCGUUGUAAACAAACACGGUCUCCGCUGAUCAAACUGGUGCAGAUUUAAAGAUGCGCUAUGUAACUUUUCUGGCAUCGGGCCCGCCACCUGCUUCUUGUUUCCAUGGAGGCGUUAUUUGAUCCCAAGAAUCUUCCACAGUAUGGCAUUAAAGUGCAUAUGACAGGUUAGAGUACUUUUUCUACUAACACACAGUUGACAUAAUUAUAUUUAAGCUUCUUUUUAAAAAAUGUACGUAGUUUUAAAUACAAAGUGGGAAAAAAACUGAGGCACUCAAAAAGUACAAAAUAAUUAAAAGCCUUUAAUACCACAUGGCAGAUAAAGUUAAAAUACGCCAACGCGUUUCGGCCCUUCGGCCUUCAUCAGGGCAAAAGUACGUAGUUUUGUCUAGUUUUUGAAUUCUGGUUGGUGAAGUUUAUUAUUUUACUUCUUGGUUGGACACAUGCAACAGAUAUGACAUACGUAAAGGUAAAUUUAUAACUGUUACCUAGCAACCACAAAGUAAACAAGCCUCAGUGUUAAAUCAAUGUUUAGUAUGUCAGAAAAAAUGCCUUUUUUACACCUAAAUUUAGUUUUCCAUUGAUGACAUAGGUAGAGGUAUUCUGUUUCAAAACUACUACUAAAGCGCUACUUCCUGCAUUUUUGUAUUUUCUUAGUGUCUCUUAACUGAUGUAAAACUAUGAUACAUAUUUACCACAAGAACUCACCAAACCGAAUCAUAUUUAGAAAAUCAUAAAAACUGUCUCAUGCACUUUAAACUCUAUCUCCAUGGGGAAAGUUGCAGGUGAGAUCUGUGGAGAGGCCGCCUCACUCACUCUAAGAAUACAUGUUUUUCAGUGUAUCUUUUGGCUUUGAAAAUCAUCUAUUUCACAUUAAACCAAGGUUACACUUCAGUUCCAUCCAAGUUUACUGUCACAGUGUGGGACAUUUCAGAGUUACCAAUGGAGACAACCAUAUGAUGGACCCCCAUUCAGAAAAGUUACAUAGUGCACCUUUAAAAACAGAUUUGAAGAAAUAUAGGUGAAAACUAACUCUGACUGGUAAUAUUUUAUGAAAGUAAUAUUACUGAGCUAUUUAAAACCUGCUUUCUUUGAUACAUGACAUUUGGAUUAAAAGCUCUAUUUUUUAGUAAAGGAAAAUCUGUUGUUUACACUCUCCAAACUAAUUUUCAGAGAUACAUUUGCAAGUCUUACACUUUUUUUAACUUAAAAGAUGCACCACAUAACUUUUCUGGAGGAGGUGUGUGUUUUUACUGCCAAAAAAUACAUUGGAAAAUAUACAUCUUCACUAGGGAACGCCUUUCCACAGAUCCAACCUGUAAUUUGUCAUUUUAAUGCCGAAAUCCUGCAGAACAUUUCAUGGGGUGCUCACACCAAAUGUGAAUGGCGUGAACAAGGCGAACAAUUUUCAUGUUAACCCUGUGUAAAGGCACAUUGACGCGCGAAUUAAGUUCUACGGCGCGAAUGAUGUGAAUUGGGCGAUUCACGCAUUUUGAGCAGCAUGAAUAGGCAAAAUGAGCUGCACGAAUUUGUGAAACUGGCAUUGUCGCGCAAAUUCCCGAAAGGAAGGGGCUUGUGACUUUCGCCAAAGUUGAAGUUUUUGAACUUUCUGUGAAUAUUCGCGUCACAUCAACCAAUCGGGCCGUGUUCUGAUAGAAACGUAUAAUGCUGAGACAGACGUGAACUUUCAUUCAACAUGGAGGAGACACUCACUGUUGCCGUGGAAAACCAGACAAUAUUAUACAGUACAGAGACCAGAAUAAACUCCACAGAGCAGGACCUACACCAGACUCUGCCCUUCUCUCCUUUAUUCUGGCUCUGGUCUCAGUCUUGGUCCUGGUCCCAGUCUGGUCCCGAGCUUCGUCCUGGUUUGUAAUGCCGGACUUUUGCGCCACAUACGGACUGAAACAGGGCAAAACCAGGACUAAACCAGGUCUAAACCAGGACUAAACGAUUACUGAACCAGGACUGAACCAGGACUAAACCAGGACUAAACGAUUACUGAACCAUGACUGAACCAGGUCUAAACCAGGACUAAACCAGGACUGAACCAGAUCCAAACCAGGACUGAACCAGGUCUAAGCCAGGACUAAACCAGGACUAAACUGGCCUGAUACCGAUCUGGUCCCGGUCUCAGUCGAGCUCUGGUUGCUGAUUCCGAGCCUCAGCUUCGAGCUCCGGCCCUGCCAUGGACUCUGAGCCUUAGCUCUGAGGCCGUGGGCUCAGAGCUUGCGGAGGCUCGAAGUCAAAGCUCGGAGCCCGCUCUGGUCCCAGUCUCAAUCUCGGUCUCAGUCCUGGUCUGGUUCCUGUCUGGUCCCAGUCUCAGUCCCUGUCUGGUCCUGGUCUGGUCAGCCUGCUCGAUGUAGUCCAAGUCCUCCAUUUGUCCAAAUGAAAACAGAUGCAGAGGACACUGCGCAGCCACACUUGAUCCUUCUGGAGCGAAUAGAGCGGAUUUACUCACGCGACAAAAUUCCCAAACUUGAGCGACCUGGACCCGCGAAUGAAGCGAAAACUCAAGCAGGAAACUAGGGGUGCUUGAUGCGAUUUAUUUGCGCCAUUCGCGUUUGGUCUGAACACGGCUUAACACCCCCACGGCGAUAAACAGAAAAGUAGAAAAGUUACGUAAUGAACCCUGAAUAGUAUUUCUGCACCAGUUUUGUUUAAAGGAGUCCUUGUUCACAGCUGGUUUGGUCGGCGUGGGGGACUGUUGCAUGCUGGGAGUGAGUGACACGAUUUUGAAAGAGACUUUUUCGCCGUAGCAUCAGGAGCAGUCACUUUAGCAGGGUCAAGUUUGUAUUUAUUUGAAAAUGUCGAUAACAUCACCAACCCUAAAUAGUCUUUCCUUAGUUUAGGCUUAUAUCAAUUACAGUAGGUCUAUGCAUACUCCUAACUGUUCAUCUCUACACUCUACAGGUGCAAUAAAAGGUCAUUGUGGAAAAGUUCAUGGAGUUAUUAACUUCAGUCAACGUGUUUUGAUUCAUUUUGAUUUGUAAGAUAUUUCAGAAAGUAGAAAUUUAUAUAUAGAAGUGAGGUUAUUAAAGGUCCUAUAUUACACAAAUUUGUGAGUUUUAAGCCAUGUUAUGUUGUUGUUACCUCAUCAAAAACAGACCUUAAGUUGUGUUUUGUUUCAUUCACACGUUAAAAUAAGCAAUUUUUCUCUGUCUACAUCUCAAAAAGUUCAAAAUGCUCUGUUCCACCUUGUGAUGUCAUGUAGUUGUAGUUGGUGGUUUCAAGUUAACAGCUACUUUUUACCUUUAUUUGAGUAAACAGCAAAAAGUGGACUGUUAAAAUUGAGUCUCACAGAAUCAAUUUGAACAUGUUCUCAGUGUUUAUAUGAAUCCAGUCUGUUCUGUGAGUUAAUUUAAAACAUUUUUGGAAACGUUAAUUAAGUAACACUGUUGUAAGUAACACUGGACCAAAAGUUCCUGUUUAACCCCGAAAUCAGGAGUUAUAUUAAUGUUUUGAGAGUAAAGAGAUAACACUUUGUAGGGUUAUCCUGAUUUAGAUAAAUGACAGAGGUGUUCUAUUUUUACACUUUAUUUUAGUUAAUUUAAAAUGAAAUUAUGUACAAACUGGUCUUCCCCCGCGGGAGUUUGAAGUGGUGGGUGGGAGGUGCCAAAUUAACACUAAGGGAAGUUGAAUGAACAGAAUAACACUUUUUUGUGUUAAAAAAAAGUUUGAAAUAUUUCAUCCUGAAAUUUUAACCCUCCAGUUUUUGCUGUGUAGAGAUCAGCAAUGCCAGAGCUGAAAAUUAUCCAAAUGAAUCUAGUGAAGGUGUGUGGAGUUUAAAAACACCACUUCCUGAAUCAGAACUCAGCCUAAAUGUGCAGGGUUUGUGUGUUAAAUGUGUGUGAAUGAAACAAAACACAACUCCAGGUCUGUUUGUGACGAGGAAACAACAUUAUAACAGAUCAGAAAACAGCGUAAUAGAGACCAUCUGACAUUCACAGUUGACAAAAUGUAGUAACUCAAAGUAGAAAUUCAUAUAUAUAAGUGGGGAUAUUAACACAAAGGUUGGUCAAUUCUAAUCCACUGCUUUUGUGUCUUCGGGCAAGACACCUCUGGAGUCUGUGUACCAACUGAAACUUAAAUGUAACUUCCCCGGCGGUGGGUCCUGUCAUCUGCUUGUUUCUGUGGAAGUGUUAUUGCGCGGUGACGUUACCUGUUUGUCGUCUCCGAGACAGUUUAAAGCCAUACUGUGGAACAUCCCAGGCAAAGCUAUAACCUUUCCAGAGACAAGCAGGUGGCAGACUCACUUCUCGCAGAAUCAGAAAAGUUACGUAAUGACCCUUUAACAUACAACAAGAUCAGAAAGAAAGCUAAGGGGUAAACAUUAAUAAGUACU